Messenger RNA from Penaeus chinensis, 2281 nucleotides. Its product is annotated as trace amine-associated receptor 7f-like. Gene Ontology annotation, molecular function: G protein-coupled receptor activity. The transcript has 2 exons. Gene Ontology annotation, biological process: G protein-coupled receptor signaling pathway. Bases 217 to 1794 code for a protein of 525 amino acids. Gene Ontology annotation, cellular component: membrane. The record is from RefSeq and is a predicted model, not a curated record. NCBI's taxonomy places the organism in Eukaryota, Metazoa, Arthropoda, Malacostraca, Decapoda, Penaeidae.
UACCGUAUGGAACCACUGUUUAAGCCCCUGUUACUCUUGUUGACAAGGGCGCUUUAAGGCACAAACACGCUCGCACGCUCAACGCCCUGCGACGCGACCGCAUCCGCUCAGUUCUCCACCAUCGCCACUGCUCUUCGAGCGCCUGCAGAGAGCUCGCCUUUCCUUGUUGCGACAUUUAGAUAUAGUUGGGCCAACGUGAAUACUUAAUUGCAGAUCAUGGACUUCGAAGCCAGCCUCCCCUCUUCCUGGUGUGUCCAUGUGCUUCUCAUCUUGAUUCGUCUGCCAAGCAUGGAAUCUUCGUCUGCAGCCUUUCUGACCCCUCAGCAUAUUACCAAAACGUCCAUUCCUUUGUCGUCUUCAAAGAGCAUAGGUAUCGACUUGGGGGAGAAUUGCUGGAAACACCUAAAGACCCACUCUGUAGACGUGAAAUCGGAGACUCUAAGAUAUCAUGCUGAAAAGUGCUUGGAAUACUGUGGCGACGAUCUGCAUCUCAAAUCAGUAUUCAACAACUGGUUAAGGCUGUCAGACAAUAGUGAGUCUGCUGUUCAAUGUCUUCUGAAAGUUUCGGAACUACAAGGCAAAGUUUUAAAAGAUACAUUCUGGUUAACAUCAAACGGGGAUUUAUUAGUAUACAUAGGGGAUUCCUCCGAUAUCGUUAUCACUUGGGAUUUUCUUCCAUGGUGCCAAAAGUCAUUAGAAAUCCUGUUCCAGUGGAUAGGCAUAAUCCUGCUCUUGGUGGUGAUAUCAGGAAACCUUCUUGUUUUGGCAACGAUGGUUUGCAACAUGAGUAGGCAAGAUCCAAGAUGGAUAGUAAGGGCUUCCCUCGCUGUCUCGGAUUUUUUAAGAGGAAGUUUCGUCAUGACGAUGGCAAUAAGAAAUACCGCGUGGCUUAUGACGAACAUUCCACGUGCGCCCAAUGUGAGCUUCACCCAGGGCAUGGGAUUCUCUGAGUACUUGUGUCGAUCUCUUGCAAUUGGUACGGUUUACUCGAGCUUCUGUGCCGUUCUCUUUGAAACAACCUCAGUCAUGUCACUCCAGUGCCUGACCUUCCUUUCAGCAGAAAGAUUUUUAGCAUGUAAGUAUCCACAAAGAACAAGCCAAACAUCCGGUGCGGUCAAAGCAGUCAGCUUCGGUAUGUGGGGCAUCGGGCUCGGACUCCCUCUGGUGAUUUUUUUCACCUCUGAAGAGGCACCAGGAUGUGGAUUCUUCGAUCCGUCUACUAAGCUCUUUAUUCUCCUACCUAGAGCCGGAUUUGGCCACGCGCUACACUAUUUGCUUAUAUUCUAUAUGGCUGGGCUUUUUGUGUGCACCGUUUUAGUAUUGUUGAAGACCAAACAAAUAUUCAUUGCAAGUUCAAAGGAUGGCUUGGCAAAUAUCAUGAAGCAAAGUUCACCGUCGCUAGUGAAGCAACGGAAGAGGGAAGACCAUGAUAUCCUGAUGACGAUGAAAAUGAUGCUCGCACUGUACCUUCUGAGUUUCAGCCCGCGCUUCCUUCUGCUCAUACCCAGCCUCCGAAGCGAAGGGCGGUUUUUGCACAUCCUUUUCUGGUGGAUCUUCCUCUUUGACUCAUCCUGGCACUGGUACGUCCUCAAUCUGCGCAGUCAGGUCUUUCAGGAUCAUCUCGCGAGGCUAAUCCUACGGUUUCCUUGGUGGCCCAGGUCUUUCAGAGCCGCGCUGGAGUCCAAGCUGUUACCUGACGCAAAUCUCACUGUGGAGCUGGGUCACAUUUGUCAGAUGAUGGAAUCUGAGAUCAGUGGGAGAUAUCGGAACCACCCAGCAGAAAAUCUUUCAUGAUUGUAUGUAUUACACUAUUGAGUAUAAUCGGUAAAAUAUUAUCCUUGGACUGUGAUGAACAUGUGCUUAUCUUCGGCGAUGUAGCUUAUGAUAGUCUGGUACUAAUUGUAUGAUGACUAAUUUUAGAAAGAUUCCUUAUCCUAAGAAAAUUAACAAUUGGCAAUAGUGUCAUUUUCAAUAUUCUGUACCUGCAGCAGCUCGAUUGAUAAUUAUAGCAUUGAUUAAGUAAUAAUAACAAUGGUAAUUAUAAAAGAUGAUACUGAUGGAAAUUAAAAACAACAAAUAAUAAAAAAAACUAUGAUAACACUAAUUUAAGUAAAGAGAGUAACAUUAACUCUUGAAUAAUGAUUAGCAUUAACUAAUAUUAAUACUACUAAUACAAUCUAACUAAUAAGAACAAAUGCACUGAUUGUGAUAAUGAUCAUGCAGAUAUUAAUGAUGAUAAUAAUGAUAAGAAGGAUAAUAUGAUAAUGUGGUAAUGUUAAUG